AUUCCAAAUCCAGUGUGUCUUCUGCACACCUCAGUAUCAAAGAGAGUAUCUCCAAACCCCACACACGCCUAUACGUACACCUAUACAUUCAAACAAACACUAAAAAGUAGUAACAAAAAAGGCAACGAUGGGAUGAAGAAACCACAGUAACCCAGCUGAAAAACCCACAUAUUUCAAAGAAUUAAACCAAUCCGAAAUAGUGAAAUCACUCUGCUUUUUCCCCUUCCAUUUUUCUUUACCAACAACCCCUUUUUCAGUUUUCAUGUCAUCGGCCCAGAUCCAUCUUUCCAACUGUAAUCAUAUGAUAUAUACGCAUAUGUGUGUGUUUGUAUGCAUGGGGGAUCUCGAUUGAUUCGUGAAAGUUCUGAUUUUUAGUGGAGUAAAAGGAAGAAUAUUCAAGGCCAGCUGAUGAUAUGGGAUAUUUUGGUUGAGGCUGAGAGCUCCGAUCUUUGCAUGAAAGAAUAUUUUUCUUUGAAAUUCUUGAAAAUUGUGAUUAUGGAGGACAUUUUGUGGGAUUGGAGGCGUGCGCGGUGGAUGGAGGAGAUGAUGUGAAAAGAGAGCACUAUUUUUUGGAAUAAUUUUAUUUGUGGUGGUGUGAUUUUUUUUUUUUUUGGUUUUGGCGAAAAAGAAUAUCGCCGUUUCUUCCCAGCAAUCUGUUGUCGUGAUUUCUUGCUUUCCGCGAACAAGAAAUUUCUGGAAAAAUCGACAUAUGUUUUUGUGUUUGAGGAGCUCAGAAUUUCUCUGUCCUCUCAAAAGGGAUAAGGUCUUGAUCCCCCAACUAUUUGAGCAAUUGCGCGACUUAAAAAAAUCGAAUUGAAGUUCCAGAGCUGGUGGCUUUUUUGGGAUCUUUAAGACUGUGAUUGUGGAGAGAGAGAUGGCAAUGUCUUGCAAGGAGAGUAAGGCGGCGGCGGCGGCAGCUGCGGCGGCUUUGGACAACGGCAAGUAUGUGCGUUACACGCCGGAGCAGGUUGAAGCCCUCGAGAGGUUGUAUCACGACUGUCCAAAGCCGAGCUCUAUACGGCGUCAGCAGCUGAUUCGUGAAUGCCCCAUCUUAUCCAACAUCGAGCCUAAGCAAAUCAAAGUUUGGUUUCAAAAUAGAAGAUGCAGAGAGAAGCAAAGGAAAGAGGCUUCGAGGUUACAAGGUGUGAACAGGAAGCUGACAGCCAUGAAUAAGCUCUUGAUGGAGGAGAACGAUAGGCUGCAGAAACAGGUCUCUCAACUAGUGUAUGAAAACAGCUACUUUCGCCAGCAUACGCAAAACAAUGCACUUUCCACAAAAGACACAAGCUGUGAAUCAGUGGUGACGAGUGGUCAACAACACCACUUGACGCCGCAGCAUCCGCCAAGAGAUGCUAGUCCUGCAGGACUUUUGUCCAUUGCAGAAGAAACUUUAGCAGAGUUUCUUUCAAAGGCCACUGGAACUGCUGUUGAGUGGGUCCAAAUGCCUGGAAUGAAGCCUGGUCCGGAUUCCAUUGGAAUCGUUGCUAUUUCUCAUGGUUGCACUGGCGUGGCAGCUAGAGCUUGUGGUCUGGUCGGUCUCGAGCCCACCAGGGUUGCAGAAAUCCUAAAGGAUCGGCCUUCGUGGUUACGCGAUUGCCGAGCUGUGGAUGUUCUCAAUGUGCUGCCUACUGCCAAUGGUGGAACCAUUGAACUUUUGUACAUGCAGUUAUAUGCGCCCACAACUUUGGCGCCAGGUCGUGACUUUUGGUUGUUGCGCUAUACUUCAGUCAUGGAUGAUGGUAGCCUAGUGGUUUGUGAAAGAUCACUUAGCAAUACUCAGAAUGGUCCCAGCAUGCCGCCUGUUCAGAACUUUGUGAGGGCGGAGAUGUUGCCUAGCGGUUACUUGAUCAGACCUUGCGAGGGAGGAGGAUCGAUCAUUCACAUCGUUGAUCACAUGAACUUGGAGGCAUGGAGUGUACCCGAGGUGCUGCGCCCUCUCUAUGAAUCGUCGACGGUGCUCUCGCAAAAGGCUACCAUGGCGGCUCUUCGUCAACUGAGGCAGAUGGCUCAGGAUAUUUCACAAACUAAUAUAAGCAACUGGGGCAGAAGGCCAGCAGCUCUGCGAGCACUUGGCCAUCGGUUGAGCAGGGGAUUCAACGAGGCUCUGAAUGGAUUCAGUGAUGAUGGGUGGACGUUGCUAGGUAAUGAUGGCAUGGACGAUGUUACCAUUCUUGUGAACUCCAAUCCAGAUAAAUUGAUGGGGUUGAAUAUCUCUUUCACAAGUGAAUACAACUCCAUUUGCAAUACCAUCUUGUGUGCCAAGGCUUCAAUGCUUUUACAGAAUGUGCCUCCCGCGAUACUACUCAGGUUCUUGCGGGAGCACCGGUCAGAGUGGGCGGACAACAUUGAUACUUACGCAGCAUCUGCUGCCAAAAUUGGUCCGUGUACUUUCUUAGGUACUCGAGUUGGCAAUUUCGGGGGUCAGGUUGUCCUUCCACUGGCCCAGACUAUCGAGCAUGAAGAGCUUCUGGAGGUAAUUAAGUUGGAAGGUGUCAGCCACUCGCCUGAAGAUGCAAUGAUGGUUAGAGACGUUUUCCUUUUGCAGCUCUGUAGUGGCAUGGAUGAAAAUGCAGUCGGCACAUGUGCUGAACUUAUAUUUGCUCCUAUUGAUGCCUCCUUUGCUGAAGAUGCACCUCUCCUGCCAUCUGGUUUCCGCAUCAUCCCUCUUGGUUCCAGCAAGGAAGCAUCAAGUCCAAAUCGCACUCUAGACCUUGCAUCUGCUCUAGAAACUGGGACGGGAGGCAAUAAACCGUCGAGCGACCUUGCUGUCACCAGCAGCACUACAAGAUCUGUCAUGACGAUUGCUUUUCAGUUUGCAUUCGAAAGCCACAUGCAAGAGACUGUUGCAUCAAUGGCCCGACAAUAUGUGCGCAGCAUAAUAUCAUCUGUUCAGAGGGUUGCCUUAGCUCUCUCUUCGACUCACCUCGGACCUAAUGCUGGUCUUCGGUCACCCCUUGGGACUCCUGAAGCGCAUACCCUUGCUCGUUGGAUCUGCCAAAGUUACAGGAACUAUAUGGGAGUCGAGCUUCUUAGGUCUAGCGGUGAAGGGAGUGAAUCCAUCCUCAAAGCUCUAUGGCAUCACUCAGACGCCAUUAUGUGCUGUUCCAUGAAGGCAGUCCCUGUUUUCACCUUUGCGAACCAGGCUGGUCUCGACAUGCUCGAGACGACCUUGGUCGCACUUCAAGACAUCUCUCUGGAGAAGAUAUUUGAUGAUCAUGGUCGGAAGAACCUCUGCUCGGAGAUUCCACAGAUUAUGCAUCAGGGUUUUGCGUCUCUUCAAGGUGGCAUUUGCUUGUCAAGUAUGAGCCGGCCCAUCUCGUACGAGAGAGCCGUCGCGUGGAAGGUUCUAAACGAAGACGACGACCCACAUUGCUUCUGCUUCAUGUUCGUCAACUGGUCGUUUGUUUAAUGGUAUCGUUGAUUAGCUAUUAGAAACAGAAAAUUGGUUAAAUGGAGCUGCAUACAUUUUCAUUUUGUUCACUGCUUAUGGCACAGUGUUAUCUGGUUUGACCUUGCUUUUGCGUUCAAGUCCAUGUUGCUUGAUUGUGCA
Molecule: messenger RNA, 3550 nt
Organism: Salvia miltiorrhiza (redroot sage)
Lineage: Eukaryota; Viridiplantae; Streptophyta; Magnoliopsida; Lamiales; Lamiaceae
Product: homeobox-leucine zipper protein ATHB-15-like
Exons: 18
Coding region: 875-3409 (844 amino acids)
Molecular function (GO): DNA-binding transcription factor activity; lipid binding; DNA binding
Source: RefSeq, a predicted model, not a curated record